AGUUCCCGAUGGAAUGUUUGAGUCUCCACUCUCCUCGCUAUUUGUUUUUAUUGCACUUUUAUAACUGCAGUUUAAUGAAGCUAACUGGUUGCGUUAUCAUAAUUAAUGUUAAGAGUCCUUGUUAACAUCUUCAGUAAAUACCAAAUUGAAAGAUGCCAUUGAUCUCAAUAAUAAAUAAACUUUCUGUUUCAGUUUUCCUUUUCAUUUUAAAUCUACAUAUCAUACACUUCAUUUUCAGCUAUAUUCAUUCUCCUCAUGGCUCAACCGAUCCGAAACUCUAUCAGAAUACUUGAUAUCUCCAAUGUUACUCCCUUUCUCUCUGACUCGCCUGACUCGGUCACCGAGUUCUCUCUCCCACUCACCUUCCUCGACACCUUCUCAUUCAAAUUCCCACCUAUAGAGUGCCUCUUCUUUUACUCCAUUAAAACCUCAGACCCAUCUCUAAUGGCUUCCACACUCUCCAAUCUCAGGCACUCCCUUUCACUCACUCUCCAAUACUUCCUCCCUCUUGCCGGGAAACUCACUUGGCCACCAACUUCUCCAAAACCCUCCAUUCUUUACAAACCCGGCGACUCUGUUUCGUUCACCCUCGCUGAGUUUACUGUGGCUUUCCACCAUUUCACAAGAAAACAUAUCCAUGGAGCUGCAGAGUCACGUCCCCUCAUUCCUAACUUGGUUAUAAACGACGUGUCGUCUUCCAUAAUGGCUCUGCAAAUCACUCUGUUUCCCAACAUUGGGCUCUGCAUCGGGGCCACCUUCCACCAUGCUGUUCUCGAUGGGAAAUCAUCGGCCAUGUUCAUGAAAUCUUGGGCUUACAUAUCUAAAACCAAUACACCAUUGUCACCGGAACUUACCCCUUUUUACGACCGGACCACCAUUAAAGACCCGGACGAUCUAUACACUACGUAUUUAAACCGAUGGUUAGCCAACACGGCCUCUGUUAAGGAACCAGAGGCCCCGUCCGAUUGGGUUCGAGCAACUUUCGAACUGAAACGUGGGGAAAUAAACAAUCUCCGGAGAUGGGUUUCGAUGCAAUGGGAAGAAGGAAAUAAAUCAGCUCGAAAUCUCAAUGCCUCUCCUCUUCGAUUGACCUCAUUUGUCCUGGCCUCUGCUUACGUUUUGACCACCAUGGUCAAAGCCACAGAAGGUGAAACCAACAGGAAGGUUUACUUCAUCGUCACGGCCAAUUACCGACGACGUUUAGAUCCACCGUUGCCAGAAAACUACUUCGGGAACUGUGUUGGGAGUCAUCUCGGGUACGCGGGUGAGGCCGGGGAGAUAUCAAAGGAAAACGGCUCUGCCAUUGUUGCGGGAAAGAUUAGUGAGGUGAUAAACGAGUUUGAGAAGAAAGGAGUAAUGGAAGGAGCAAAGGAGAGGAUUAAGAGUUGGGGUGUACUGGGAACGGAGUCGCAAAUGGUUGCCAUAACUUGGUCACCUCAAUUCGAUAUUUACAACUGUGAUUUUAGUUGGGGCAAGCCUCAAAAGAUCGAAAUAUCAUCUGUUCAUAGAAAAACAAUUUCCUUGAUGGAGUCCAAAGAUGGAAGUGGAGGUUUAGAGAUCGGUUUGGUUUUGAAGAAGCAUGAAAUGGAUCGUUUUGAUAAUCUCUUCGGGACCAAUAUUGAAACUCUGUAAAAGCAGCAGAAGCUACUUGUUUAACUUCUGUAUUAACAAAGUAUAGUUCUAUAUAUAAAUAAGGGUAAAUUGCGGUAUAAAUACGUAUUGUUUUAUAUUUUACACAUUUAAAUGUCUAAUGUUUAUUUUUGGAAGUAAAACUACCAAAUAUUACAAUUCUGUUACACCGUUACUACUAUUAAUGUUGACUCAUAAAUAUAGACACGUGAAGGGUUCAAAUGCAUUUCAUUUAUUUUUAUUUUAUUUAAAAACUUACUUUUUUUAUAUCAAAAU
This is a messenger RNA of Cannabis sativa, 1905 nucleotides long. Its product is annotated as phenolic glucoside malonyltransferase 1-like. The transcript has a single exon. NCBI's taxonomy places the organism in Eukaryota, Viridiplantae, Streptophyta, Magnoliopsida, Rosales, Cannabaceae. The record is from RefSeq and is a predicted model, not a curated record. The coding region runs from base 256 to 1632 and encodes 458 amino acids.